Messenger RNA from Phycomyces blakesleeanus NRRL 1555(-), 1572 nucleotides. RefSeq lists its product as hypothetical. Gene Ontology annotation, biological process: transmembrane transport. Lineage: Eukaryota; Fungi; Mucoromycota; Mucoromycetes; Mucorales; Phycomycetaceae. The record is from RefSeq and is a predicted model, not a curated record. Bases 1 to 1572 code for a protein of 523 amino acids. Gene Ontology annotation, molecular function: transmembrane transporter activity. Gene Ontology annotation, cellular component: membrane. The transcript has 6 exons.
AUGACAAACCAAUAUUUUCCUAAAGAAAAGGCAUACAAAAGGAAGAACAGUGAUGACAAAAGCCUUACUUCAACACGGUACGGAUCGAUUGGGUCGAUUGAUGAAUAUCCGGCAAAGAUAAGAGACUGGGACGAAAACUUUGAAUGGACAGAAGAAGAAGAACGUCAAUUGGUCGCCAAGAUUGACAAACGCCUAAUGUCGUUCGUUUUGCUCAUGACAUUUGUUCUUAACAUGGAUCGGACCAACCUUUCAAAUGCCGUAUCUGAUAACCUUGCAAUUGAUCUUGGAUUUACCAACGAUGGUGUCAAUACAUCUAUCAUGAUAUAUUCUAUCGUAUUUGCUUUAUUUGCACUUCCGUCAAAUGCUGCAGUUAAGCAUAUUGGAGCUCAUAUUUGGAUUCCACUUCUUAUGAACUCUUGGGCAAUAGUAACAUGGGCACACGCCUUACUUCAUGAUUUUAAUGGGUUUAUAGUUAUAAGAAUAUUUAUUGCAAUAACCGAGGCUGGAUUUAUUCCGGCUUGUCUUUGCUAUUUGACUGAAUGGUACAAAUCAAACGAGCUUUCUACACGCUUAGCAUGGUUUUGGGGAGUUCAGGCUUUUGCAUCAGCAUUCAGUGGUCUUUUAUCUUUUGGGGUUCUUCAAAUGGCUGGAUUGGGUGGGCUUCAAGGUUGGAAGUGGCUAUUCCUUGUAGACGGUAUUGCUACGCAUAUUGUCGGAAUAAUUGCUUUUAUGUAUUUGCCAGCUUCCCCAGAAAGAACAUCCGGCUGGAUUCGUUCUCGCGAAGGGUGGUUUAAUGAAAGAGAGGAGCGCAUAGCAAUGCGUAGAAUUGUACGAGACGGCCUAACAAAACAAGAACAGGAAAAACCUAUAUCAAAACAAGAUGUUAUUCUUGCUUUAAAAGACACAAAGCUGUGGAUACACCUGAGUAUUGCCUUUCUCGGAAUGAUGCCAAGCAUCCCGAUCCAUAACUAUCUUCCGACGAUAGUUAAAGAGGCAGGAUUUUCGGCCACUGUAGCAAACCUAUUGACUGCUCCCGCGUACCUUAUCAACCUUUUGUUUUCGAUCCUUAUUGCCAGAGGAGCAGAAAAGAAUGGAAAUGUAUCUUUGUAUUCGCUUGCUGGAUCGGUGUGGGGUCUCCUCGGAUUUUUGACGCUUUUUUAUCUACCUGCAAGCACAGGUCGUUGGAGUAUAUACGCAGCUACACUGUUUACUGCUUCUGCACCUUCAUGGCACGGGAUGCAUGUCGCAUGGAUGUCGUCUAAUCUGGCGCCGGCGGGGAAGCGAGCUAUAGCACUAGGUGCUAUAGUCGGUGCAGCUAAUAUCAAUGGUGUGCCUGGUGCCCAGAUAUAUCAAUCCAAUGAUGCACCUCGUUAUCGGAGAGGAAAUGGCAUAUGCAUUGGACUUCAUCUGGUGGCUAUUUCUUUAUUCCUUGCAUUAAGAAGCCGGUAUACAUCCGCAAAUAGCUUGCGUGGGCAAAAAUGGGAGUUAAUGACCACCGAAGAAAAAGAUGUCUACAAUGAAACUAGUCGGGAUGUCGGUAGCGAUCGUCUUGACUUUCAGUUUAAGCUAUAG